This is a messenger RNA of Ceratina calcarata, 1179 nucleotides long. RefSeq lists its product as uncharacterized. NCBI's taxonomy places the organism in Eukaryota, Metazoa, Arthropoda, Insecta, Hymenoptera, Apidae. The record is from RefSeq and is a predicted model, not a curated record. The transcript is spliced from 3 exons. Bases 46 to 669 code for a protein of 207 amino acids.
UAGCCAAUACAUCCUUAAGCUUUCGGUUCUUAGUUUUUCUUUUUAAUGUCAAAUCAGGCACCCUGCUUAGCGGACGGGGAUUGCGGCAUUAAGAAAACGAAGCCAGUCGAGGAUCCUAACGCCAGGCAGUAUCUGCAGUUGGCACUUGCCAGAGUGCUGGAGCUGCAACGAGAGAUCAAAGACGGAACGUAUACAACAGAUCAUACCAGCGAUCUCGGCGAGUCUAGCAGCGAGGAGGACCUUACGAAAGAAGUUCUUCGGAAGGUUUUCCAGAAUCUUCCCGGUACACCAGACUCGGUUAGUACGGUCAUCAACAGAGCGUCGAAGACCAGGAAUUCUCAGCUCGACGCAAUUCAUGGUAAACGGAUUCAGCUGCUGGGUUACGACACGUGUCGUAGAACUGCGGUGGAGUUUAUGAAGAAUGCGGUGCGCGAAACGAGGCAGCGAGACGCGAUGUCGUUGCAAACGUUUCAGUCGAAUUGCUCCGGUUUCCGCCUGGGGACCUAUUCGAGGAACGAACCACGAACGGCGUUACGUAGAACCGGUUUGUUGAAAAACUCUUCGCCUCGCGACCAAGAGAUUCGAGACAGAAUGCUGAAGAGCUUGGAUUUGCACUUAGCAAAUAAACAAAAGGAUUACACUGCCAAGCUAAUGAGAUCCGGUAUAUAGAUCGACCCAAUCGCAUCUCGACGGAGUCGGUUUUGAAUUCACGGUGGAUCUAUUUUCAUAUAUUCUAAUUUUACUCAGUAUUGCUUACACGUUAUAUUGAUUUUUGGUCGAUUUAUUUAUUGUCAAUAUUUAAUCUAGUCAGAUUUAUCGAGAGCUGUACCUGUCUCUUAUCUUAAUCAUUCUAGUCAUACGUACGAGCUAUCGAAAGCUGUGGCAAUGUAGUCUACAAUGAUAACUAUUUUUGUACGAUACAAGCGAUACACACGAGCUUACAAUGCGUAACUUGAAACCGAAUUUAAUUACGGCGACAGAAAAAAUUUAUUUUUAAUAGUUCAUGUGCUUGAAAAUUGUGAAUGUGAAUGGUUGUGAAUGGAAAUAUCAUAAUAUUUUGUAAAAAACGUUUAUUCAUGAUUUACAAUUAAAAAAAGAAAACAAAGACCUUUAAAAGUAUGUCUACGGUAAAACCUAAUUUCUAAAACACUACGCAAACUUCCAUUUCGUCUCUCUAAA